AUGAAGUCCUUCGCUGUUAUUGCCGUUGCUGCUACGGCGGUUAUGGCUCAGAGCCCCCCAGCCGGUUGCCAGGCUUCAAGGAGUGGAACCUUCAACAUCCAGACUGUCAAUGUCACCUCCUCAGGCAAGCGUGAUCUUUCUCGCCGGCAGCUUGCUGGUGCCUUGACACUGUCCCUCAAGGACGGUAUUGUCAAGGACCAGGCCGGUCGCCAGGGAUACAUUGCUAGCAACUACCAGUUCCAAUUCGACGCCCCUCUCCAGGCUGGCGCUCGUGAGUCUACUGGUUUCUCAGUCUGCGGCAACGGCUCCCUCGCUCUCUCUGCCAACGGCCGUGCUGCCCCAGCAGUUUUCUACCAGUGCUUGUCCGGUGACUUCUACAACCUGUACAGCCAGAGCACUGGUGCACAGUGCAUCCCCAUUUACAUCAACGCUGUCAACUCCGCUGGUGGCAGCGGUGCAUCCCAGAUCAGCGAUGGCCAGCCCCAGGUCACUCAGCCACCUGUCGUUUCCCAGAUCUCUGAUGGCCAGCCCCAAGCUUCCAAGCCUGCCGUCAUCUCUCAGAUCUCCGAUGGUCAGCCUCAAGCUGGCACUCCCAAGCCGUCUCCCGGUCCUGUCGUUUCUCAGAUCUCUGAUGGUCAGCCCCAAGCUGGUACCCCCAAGCCAUCUGCCGGUCCCGUCGUUUCUCAGAUCCCAGAUGGUCAGCCCCAGGCGCCAAAGCCCGCUGGCCCCGUCGUCUCUCAGAUCCCAGAUGGCCAGCCCCAGGCACCUAAGCCCGUUGGGCCCAUCGUCUCGCAGAUCUCUGAUGGUCAGCCCCAGGCUCCCGUUGCCACCGCCAACGCCACUGUCUCCCGCCCAGCUCCAUCUCAGUUCACUGGCGCUGCCGCCACCAACAACGCCGUUGUUGGCGCGUUCGCCGCCGGUCUCUUCGGUCUCAUGGCCAUGUUGUAA
Molecule: messenger RNA, 948 nt
Organism: Parastagonospora nodorum SN15
Lineage: Eukaryota; Fungi; Ascomycota; Dothideomycetes; Pleosporales; Phaeosphaeriaceae
Exons: 2
Coding region: 1-948 (315 amino acids)
Biological process (GO): fungal-type cell wall organization
Cellular component (GO): fungal-type cell wall
Molecular function (GO): structural constituent of cell wall
Source: RefSeq, a predicted model, not a curated record